CGCAAUGAUUAAAGGUGCAACGGGUACCCGCGGCGUGAGGAAGACAGGCGCCCUCUGUUGUUACGAUAGUCGCCCUCUUGAUUAUCGUCCACCAUCAUGGGUAUCUCACGGGACAGGUGGCACAAAAGACGAAAGACCGGUGGCCGUCGCAAGCCCCUGCGUAAGAAGAGAAAGUUUGAGUUGGGUCGCCCAGCUGCCAAUACCAAGCUUGGCGCCAGGCGUAUCCAUCUGGUGCGAUGCAUGGGUGGUAACAUAAAGUACAGGGCACUGCGUCUGGAGCAAGGCAACUACGCCUGGGGUUCAGAGAAUGUCGCUCGCAAGACCCGUAUCCUGGACGUUGUCUACAACGCCAGUAACAACGAGCUGGUGCGUACCAAGACCCUGGUCAAGAACGCCGUGGUGCAGGUGGACUCCACCCCCUUCAGGCAGUGGUACGAGGCCCACUACGCCCUCCCCUUGGCUCGCAAGAAGGGAGCGAAGCUGACGGAGGCCGAGGAGGAAGUGCUGAACAGGAAGCGCUCCAAGAAAGCCACCAAGAAGUACGAGGAGCGCAAGAAGACGGCCAAGCUGAGCCAGAUGCUGGAGGAUCAGUUCAGCACAGGAAGACUGCUCGCUUGCAUCACAUCCAGGCCAGGGCAGUGCGGUCGAGCCGACGGCUACAUCCUAGAAGGCAAAGAGCUUGAGUUCUACCUCCGAAAGAUCAAGUCCAAGAAGGGAAAGUAAACAAGUAAACGACAACAUCAGCAUCAUCAUCAACAACAACAAAAUGGUUUUAGAUACAUACUAAUGAGGCCACCUUAACAGUGUUAAAUUCUGGAUACCCGUUUCACAUCCGUUGCUCUCUAUAAUGGAUAGCAUCACUUUGUGAAGAAAUAAAAACAUAAAGACUUCUAUACCAAUAGU
Molecule: messenger RNA, 903 nt
Organism: Patiria miniata (bat star)
Lineage: Eukaryota; Metazoa; Echinodermata; Asteroidea; Valvatida; Asterinidae
Gene: rps8
Product: 40S ribosomal protein S8-like
Exons: 6
Coding region: 97-723 (208 amino acids)
Biological process (GO): maturation of SSU-rRNA from tricistronic rRNA transcript (SSU-rRNA, 5.8S rRNA, LSU-rRNA); translation
Cellular component (GO): cytosolic small ribosomal subunit; ribosome
Molecular function (GO): structural constituent of ribosome
Source: RefSeq, a predicted model, not a curated record